UCGUUCGCUAAACGGCGAAGUCAUACACACGCUCUGAUGCAAAUCAACGAUACCUUCUCUUCGUAAUUUCUGAAGAAAAAAAACCCAGUAGAUUUUAUAGCAAAGGAUUCUCCUAUUUUUUGAAAGUUUCCAGGCAACGCAUUAAUUACCGGUACUGUUGGUGAAGUAACCGGAAUACUAUGCUCGCGACAGCGGUGUUAAGUUCGAAUCCGGCUCAAUUUGUUUUGGUUUUCACUACGUCCAUUUUAGUGGUGAUUGUUUUAGUUCAACGAUGGAGUAAAAAUCGGAUGCAGAACUUGCCACCGAGUCCAUGGGGAUUACCGUUUCUUGGUAACAUUUUAAGUAUUGGUGAGAACCCGCACUUAACUUUCAUGGAAAUGGCUAAGGUAUAUGGCAACGUGUUUAGCGUGAGAAUGGGGAGGCAACGAGUUACAGUGCUUAAUGGUGCUGAUGUCAUUCGUGAAGCGUUAGUAAAGCAAGGACGUGUAUUCGAGGGACGACCACAUUUAGCACUUACUAGUAUGCUUACAGAUGGACAAGGCAUAGUUACUGCAGACAGUUGUCCGAAAUGGAAAGAGCAAAGACGGUUUACGUUACAUGCUCUCCGUAACUUUGGCGUGGGAAAAAACAGUCUUGAGGGGAAAGUGAUGGAAGAGAUUGGAUACUUAUUGUCUGCAAUGAGAGAAAAGGGCAAGGCUGCAUUCAACAUGGAUCACUUUCUGGAGAUAAGCGUCUCUAACGUCAUAUGCAAUGUGUGUUUUGGUCGCCGAUUUCAAUACAAUGAAGCCUCAUUCCAACUCCUCGUCGACUCCAUAUACAGAUUCUCGGAAAUCGGCACCACCGCCGCUGCAGUCAACUUCUUCCCGUUCUUACGACAUUUCCCGACUCCUGAACUCAAAGAGGUCUUUCAGAUAAACCAGGUUAUGCAAAAGUUCCUUCAUGGCAUGAUCCAUGACCACAAACAGACAUACGAUCCAGAACUGAAGCGGGACUUUAUUGACGCUUAUCUGGGAGAAAUUAAACGCAGGGAAGUUGAAUGUCCAGAACAGCAAAACUUUUUUAAUGAAACAUACCUCUUCCAUAUUAUUAAUGACCUUAUUUUCGCUGGUACUGAAACGAUGAGUUCAACUCUUAGAUGGGCCCUUUUGUAUAUGAUUGUCUUCCCCGACGUCCAAGAAAAAGUCCAAGCCGAACUGGACAGAGUUUGUCAAGGUUCUGUGCCAUCAUUAAAAAACAGACCUAAUCUUCCAUAUACAGAGGCCACUUUGAUGGAGAUUCAGCGAAUGGCAAACAUUACUGCAUUGUCUUACCCCCACAAAACGACCGAAUCUACAGAACUUUGCGGUUACAAUAUCCCAGCUGGGGAAACCAUAUUUGUCAAUUUGUACUCUGUUCAUGUUGACCCAAAAUGUUGGAAAGACCCGGAGGUGUUUAGACCAGAACGGUUCCUCGAUGGAAAUGGCAAUGUGAUCAGUACGCAACCAGGACUUAUGCCAUUUUCAGCAGGUCGCCGUGGCUGUCCCGGUGAAACUAUGGCUCGUAUGGAACUAUAUCUGUUUUUCACAAGCUUAUUUCACAACUUCAAAAUCACCUCAUCACCUGAUAAUCCUUCGCCUAGCAUAGCAAAACACUACGGUAUCAGCCUCAACCCUAGUACAUUCAACAUCUGUGUCUCGGAAAGAUGAAAACAGCUUUGCUACCAAACUUGUGUGGCCGCAACACGGACAUGACGUUUCAACAAAUUACUUAAAUAAGCAAUCAAUUGUACAAUUUAGCUUCUUUACAGAAUAAUACAGUAUACCUUAAAACCAUUCAUUGAGAACAUAAAUGGGCUUAUUUAUUAAGACUAUCCAAAAUACUCUCGUCGCUUCUGCUUUCGGCUCUUGGUUUGCUAAAAAUAGGCCUAUGUGACUUAAUUCAAUAAUUAUCAACGUGACUUCAUUUCACAGAGUUUAAAAGCUUGUAAGUUUAUUUUCACUUACUGAACUAUCAGGCAUCCCAAGGUGUCUCAUGUCGAAACACACUGAUUGAUAGAAUAAAGAAAAUUAUAUUCCUAAUACAAAAUUAUCGACAAACAUAAUUUGAAAUCAAAUUUUAAUGAAGAUGAAUUAACUGCAUGGUGUUAAGAGAGUAUUUCCGAUGUAUUUGUUUUUAGAUUGUAACGGAAGAGACGUUUUAUCACAACUUUUAGUGUUAUUCAUACUGUAGGCUACUCAUUUAAGUGAAAUGUUUUUCUAUUUGAUUGAACUUGGUCGUUUGAUUUUCAUUUAUAUUUUGAUGUGUUUUGUGAUGUAUUUGUAUUUGAUGUGUUGAUUCCGAAGUGAAUAUUUUUUUAAAUUUUCAUUUGUAUUAUUAUGUGUUUUGUGAUGUAUUUAUAUUUGAUGUGUUGAUUCCUAAGUGAAUAUCUUUUAUGUAUCUUCGUUAAGGUUUUUUAAUAAAUUGAAUAUGCAUAGGUUUACUUAUAAGGAGGCCUAUGGUAUCUGGAUUUUAAACACUAAAAAAAAACAAACUUUGUACUGUAAUUCUGGUUAAAUCGAAAGUUCGACCUGACGCGGACGUAUUCGGGCGCAGAUAUAAAUUAAGGUGGAUAUAUUUAUUUUUAACAGAUGUAGAAGGAUGAUAAAUGCGAGCUUGUGUGACCUCAUCUAUAUAGUAACUAAUUUUAUUAUCCAGUGGCCGAAUGAAGGGGGUGGCACAAGGGGAGCCCCGCCACCACCAAUCUACCUGUAGCUGUACAAAAAAUCACAAUGUGUGAAAUCAUUUACACUAGAGAUUAAAAUUGCUAAAACUCUAAAGCUACUAGGAGGCGAAACCAACUGUACCUCUUCAGAGUUAGAUACGUGAUACGUGAUUGCACUCGCGCCACCCCGGGAAAAAAUUAUUGAUCCACCACUGUUAUUACCGGUAUUUUGUUUACUUUAUAUACUUAAUUUGUGAAGAAAAUUGAACUUACACUCAUGAUGCAGAUAUAGGCCUAUGAGGGGCCUAGGCCUCAGAUUAUCAUGGCGAAUUGUUAUAAUAAUGCCCGUAAUUGUAUAUAAGAUAUUGAAGACUGUCUUACUAUUUAUAUAUUUAUAAGAUUGUACAUUUCAUCAUCUGUUUAACCAUGUUAAGUAUUAUUAGAAAACAAACUUAAUAAGAGAAUCAUUGAAAAUAUAAUGGGUUGCAUUUUUUCUUGAUAUAUACUCUUAUAAAUGUUGUGGUUUUAAAUAGAAAAUACGAAAUAAAUUAUAUACUAUUAAAACA
Molecule: messenger RNA, 3246 nt
Organism: Anneissia japonica
Lineage: Eukaryota; Metazoa; Echinodermata; Crinoidea; Comatulida; Comatulidae
Product: cytochrome P450 2U1-like
Exons: 3
Coding region: 180-1685 (501 amino acids)
Biological process (GO): xenobiotic metabolic process
Cellular component (GO): cytoplasm; intracellular membrane-bounded organelle
Molecular function (GO): oxidoreductase activity, acting on paired donors, with incorporation or reduction of molecular oxygen, reduced flavin or flavoprotein as one donor, and incorporation of one atom of oxygen; heme binding; iron ion binding
Source: RefSeq, a predicted model, not a curated record